ACUUUGCUCCCUGCAACCCUUUCAGUGUAGCACCUGCCUCUGCGGGCUUUCUGCUCUGUGGACUCCGAGGCUGCAGGGCUAAGAGGACAGCAUGGCUUCUCAGACAGUUCUCUAUGACGCCAUUGUGAUCGGGGCAGGCAUCCAGGGCUGCUUCAGCGCUUACCACCUGGCCAAACACAGGAAGAGCGUCCUCCUGCUGGAGCAGUUCUUCCUGCCGCACUCCCGAGGGAGCUCCCAUGGACAGAGCCGGAUAAUCCGAAAGGCAUACCUUGAAGACUUUUACACCCACAUGAUGGACGAGUGCUAUCGGCUAUGGGCCCAGCUGGAGCAAGAAGCUGGGACCCAGCUGCACAGACGGACUGGACUGUUGCUGUUGGGAAUGGCAGAGGAUCCAGAACUAAAGUCAAUGCAGGCCACACUGUCCAGACAUGGGCUGGAACACCAGCGUCUUUCCUCCGAGGAACUGAAGCAGCGUUUCCCAAACAUUCGGUUGACCAAGGGAGAAGUAGGCCUCUUGGACAAGUCUGGAGGAGUUCUCUAUGCAGACAAGGCCCUCAGGGCCCUCCAGGACGCAGUUCGCCAGCUGGGAGGCACAGUGCGUGAUGGAGAGAAGGUGCUGGACAUAAAACCAGGGCUACCGGUCACGGUGACCACCACCUCCAGGAGCUACCAAGCCAAGAGCCUGAUCAUCACAGCGGGUCCCUGGACCAACAGGCUUCUCCGUCCCCUGGGAAUUGAGCUACCUCUCCAGACCCUGCGGAUCAACGUGUGUUACUGGCGAGAGACGGUUCCUGGGAGCUAUGGUGCUUCCCAGGCUUUUCCUUGCUUCCUGGGCAUGGGCCUGACUCCCCACCACGUCUAUGGGCUGCCCUCCGGAGAGUAUCCUGGGCUCAUGAAGGUCUGCUAUCACCACGGUGACACCGUGGACCCUGAGGAGCGGGACUGCCCCAGGGCGAUGACAGACAUCCAGGACGUGCAGAUCCUGUGCGACUUUGUCCGCGCUCACCUACCCAACCUGAAGCCGCAGCCCGACAUCAUGGAACGCUGCAUGUACACGAACACCCCUGAUACGCACUUCAUUCUUGAUCGCCACCCGAAGUAUGACAACAUUGUCAUCGGUGCUGGAUUCUCUGGACAUGGAUUCAAGCUGUCCCCUGUCGUGGGGAAGGUCCUGUAUGAACUAAGCAUGAAACUAACCCCAUCCUAUGACCUGACACCUUUUCGAAUCAGCCGCUUCCCCGGCCUGGGCAAAGCCCACCUUUGACCUCCCUUCUGUGCACAGGAGCCCGGGCUGUGGGAGGCACCCCAUGAGAGGGAAGUGGCCGUAAAAUGUCACCCUUUUCUCCUGCC
This is a messenger RNA of Lepus europaeus (European hare), 1350 nucleotides long. It is a transcript of the gene PIPOX, whose product is annotated as pipecolic acid and sarcosine oxidase. Lineage: Eukaryota; Metazoa; Chordata; Mammalia; Lagomorpha; Leporidae. The record is from RefSeq and is a predicted model, not a curated record. Gene Ontology annotation, molecular function: flavin adenine dinucleotide binding; L-pipecolate oxidase activity; sarcosine oxidase activity. Bases 92 to 1264 code for a protein of 390 amino acids. The transcript is spliced from 8 exons. Gene Ontology annotation, cellular component: peroxisome.